Talaromyces amestolkiae is the source of this 1809-nucleotide messenger RNA. RefSeq lists its product as uncharacterized. The record is from RefSeq and is a predicted model, not a curated record. Gene Ontology annotation, cellular component: cytoplasm; nucleus. Gene Ontology annotation, molecular function: heat shock protein binding. The transcript has a single exon. The coding region runs from base 1 to 1809 and encodes 602 amino acids. NCBI's taxonomy places the organism in Eukaryota, Fungi, Ascomycota, Eurotiomycetes, Eurotiales, Trichocomaceae.
AUGUCGAUUAAUAUACCCGAUUUCGAUCCUUAUACUGUGCUCGGAGUUGACAAGGACGCUCCCAACUCAGCAAUCAAGACCGCUUACCGCAAGCUCGUGUUGAAAUGCCAUCCAGACAAGAUCCAAGACGAAAAACUGCGGGCAACGGCUGUCAAUGAGUUCCAGAAACUUCAAGAGUCCUAUGAAAUCCUGAGUGACGAAGGACGGCGCCAGCUUUACGAUCAGGAGAUUUACCUCAACAAGUUGAGGAAGGAAGCUGCAGCACAGAAAGCUUAUGCAAGCAGGGAAUAUCGUGAUGGACAAAUGUACGAAGAACGAGUUCCACAAUAUUUCAACAGCAGUGACGAGCAUCUGUACACCGAGGAACCGAUGUCAUACUCUCAGAAGUACGCCGACGGCUCCAAGCGCCCGCACACCAAAGCUACUGAAGAGAGGAAAAAGUCAAAAGGACCGUCCGUGUACACGUAUAGCACAGCAAGACCAGCAAAACAGCAGAGCGACCGUGACCACGCCAAAGCUGCACAUUACGAUCGUGCGAGGACUCGCACCAAGGAACGCCGGCGGGAUGCCUCAGACAAGUAUGAGCGAACGGCAGCUGGUUUUGACUCGGACAGUGAAGAUGCCUUUUCGGAUUUCGAACGUGACCAGGCUCAUUAUAGGGCCAAAGUGGAAAGUGAGAUAAGAUACUCAUCGCCUCGAGAAUCGGUUCCACCACGUCGCAAAGCAGACACAGUACCGAGUUACUCAUCGAAGCACCAUCGCAGCCGUGGCUCAUCUACCGGCUCGGAUUCGGAAGAUAAUCAUGAUGAUUAUCCAUCAUACUCGACUUCCAAACUCGACGGCCAAGAAGAAUGGGCCAAGAAGUACAUUGGCCGCACAACGGAUCCCGUGAUACGACCACACACAUCUAGACACGCAGGAUAUGAAGAUAGGGAGCGACGUCACUCAGAAACUCCUCGAUACUCAACUCGUUCUUCUCACAGUCACAAAGACAGUGUUCAUGUUGAAACUUCGUCACCUCGGACCAAUCGCAGGUCUAAUGAACGAUUGAAUUCUGAUGAGCGAGCCGAGCGUAGUCACGACUACGAGCGUGCAUAUGAGCGGGAUCGGCGACGCGACCGUGACUUUGAGCGCGAUCUUGAUCGCGAGUUUGAUCGACGAGAGCGUGAGCGGGAACGAGAACGCGGGCGAACCGUUCCUAGUCUGUCCACGGCCGCCUCUCAAAAGGUCCCAUCGUCACCUCGAGCUCCUCCCACGAUCACCCGCUCUGCCACUGCACCGUAUCCCCCUCGCAGUCGACGAGAAGGUUCGAGUCGAUCGGAAUCCAAGGGCCCUCUUUCCGGUAUAGUUAAUGGUUUAGCAAGUAUGGUGGUGGACGGUUUCGCAGGUGAUACCAAAGCUUCGUCUCGGUCAUCCACUGGACGGGGUGUUUCAAGAGGUGCUUCCCGUCCCCGUGGCACCGAGAGAAACGAUUCAGGAUAUUCCAGUGGACCAAGUACGCCAGAAAUGCCUUCAAACGCAUCAGCAAAAAUCAAACAAUACAAGGUUGAUAUAACGGGCGAUAGACCCAGGGUGGAAUCGGUAGACGUCUAUCCUCCACCAUCAUCGUCCCGAUCUGAACGAGCGAGAGAUCGCUCGGCAGCACCGAGACCUAAGACCACUACUCGUACCAAAACGUAUUCUUUUGAACCGGAAAUCAUUACACGACAACCAGCUUCAGCGUCUUCAAAGACUUCGUCAUCAGGCCGACCACUGUAUGGAGAGAUCCCCAUGGACGGACACCGAUACACCAGGCAAACAGUUGCUUGA